AAAAGUGAUUUUUAGAUAAAGUAAUUAAACAAGAAAAGCAAGUGAUAUGACAAAAAAUUUGUCUACCAAGUAGAAAAAGUUCAUCUAAUAUAAAUAGCUGUAGAUUAAACACAUAUUUGUUAUUAAAUAAAGUAUACCCUUUAAAACACAAUUGUUAUGCAAAAUAAUCUUAUUUGACGGUGUUUAAAAUAAACUAUAAUCCUAAUUAUUGUAGUUAUAAGAUUUAAUGGUUCACAAUAUCCUAACAUAGUUUGGCCUUUUAUGAAAGGCCUUUGUUACAAAAAAAAAAAAAACAAAACAAAAGAAAAACGUUUGAAACCAAAGAAGAAAGCUUGAAAAUACUAAAUUAUUUUCUAUAUUAGUGUUAAAUUAACAAAUCAAGUUCCUUUUUACAUAAAACUCCAUAAAAAAAUUAACAGUAAUAAUAGUCAAUACCACCACUUGUAUAAGCCAAAGAAAGCAAGCAAUGUUACCGUUAAUUAUGUCAAAAAUGACAGCUAAACUUGAUUCUGUAGUUAUACAUACACAAUCAAAAGCAACACCAACAACGACGAAAACCACCACAGACUACUUAGCGUCAGCAGCAGCAACAACAUUGUCUUCAUCAACACCAUCAUCAUACGCUGCUACUCAAGACUAAAACUGAACUAAAAGCAUUGCGUGGGGGGUCCUUGAAUCAAAAGAACCAAAUUUCAAGAUUCUACAAUAACAAAAACCUUAAUUGCUCCAGAGUAGAACCCCUUAAAAGCAAAACGUGAACUAAACCUUACCAUAAAUAGAAUUAAGCUUCUUUUUUCUACACAAGCUGACAAAAGCAAUUCUCAUACAAUUAUACCACAAUUGGAUAAAAGACGCUUAACCCACAAUAACAUUCGUGCUUAGAACCCAACAACAUUUAUAAAAAAAAUUGUACAAAAUCAUUGAAAAUGUUGUGAGUCCCAUUCCAAUUCUUCCUCGUUAAGUAAAUAAAAUAAAAGCAAUUCCAUACAUACCCCCAAAAUCGCUAAUAAUAACAAGAAAUCAAAAACCCCAUGGUAAAAAAGUAUGUCAACAAAACAAAUAAGAUAAAAACAAAACGUCACAGACAGCCCCUCAAUGAAGAGAAAACCAAACACCCCAAUGAGAACAGCUGAUUUGAAGUGAACAACAAUAAUACUCAUACUUACCCCCAUGCUACGGUGAAACCCCAUGCUCUUGCUCUUACUCACCACACCAAUAUAACUAACCUACCAAAACCUUUCGCCUAGUAAACACCCACCCACCACCUUGCUAUAGAGUGGCAACAAAACACACCAUCUAGUUUACUUUACUCUCUCACCCACUGAGAGCCAGCCAACUAGCCCCCAUACACAUUGCCGCCGAAUGCCAUAUAUGUGUGUUCGUGUUCGUUUGUUUGAGUGACAGUGUUGUGCUGUUAAAGAUAACCCCCCAUUGUUGUUAAGCGGUUCAAGGUCGUAGAGGCAAUUUGUUGCUCUUGUGCACUUGUUAAGCUUUUACAAGAGAAAAGCCGACUAAAAACAACAGCAGCAACAAUAACAACAGUUAAAAAAAAUUAGUUAAACAAGAUAUCAAUCAAAACAAAGCCCAAGAAGAGAAAGAAAAAAAAAACAGAGUGGUGUGUGUGGUCACAUUGCUCACAGUGGAAGCAAAUACACACGCACACACACUAAAAGAAUGCUUGCAAUUGUAGCAUCUAAAUCUGAAAAAACGAAACAGAAAUUUUGUGCAAAUAUGUGCUGAAGUGUCAUGGGCCUCUUAGAAAUAUACAAAGAGCUGUGUGUUGUUUUAUAACAAUUUCAUAAAAAAUAAACACAUGUUGCUGUUCAUCAAUGGUGCUAAAAGAUUGUUUGAAAUAAUGAAUUGCUUAUUUUGAAGUGUUUCAUUUUGUUGUCUUUUGAAAAAAUAACCCCCUCAAGCAAUAACCACCUGUUCCACCAAUUGACGCAGUGCAAUCGACAUUGACAUGGCUUUAUUUACUUGCUGCUUUGAACCUGUGGAAUUUCCUGAGUUUUUGGAUACAUUUAUACAGAAAUGUACAGACCCAUCGUGUUGUUGCGGCUGCUGUUCGGCCUUGAGGCCGCGCUACAAACGUCUGGUGGACAACAUCUUUCCCGUCAAUCCAGAAGAUGGCCUGGUCAAAUCGAAUAUGGAGAAGCUUACCUUCUAUUCCCUUAGUUCACCGGACAAGCUGGAUCGCAUUGGCGAAUAUCUAUACCAGAAAGCAUCCAAGGAUAUUAAUCGCAAACGUUACAAGUUUGUGGAAAUCGCCAUGGAAGCCAUGGAUAUCUUGCUACAGGCCUGUCAUGCCCAGACCACUCUGAAUUUAUUUGUGGAAUCAUUUUUGCGCAUGGUUCAGAAACUCUUGGAGGAUUCAAAUCCAAAUUUACAAAUCUUGGCCACCAAUUCGUUUGUGAAAUUUGCCAACAUUAACGAGGACACUCCUUCCUAUCAUCGUCGUUACGACUUCUUCAUUUCGAAAUUCUCAUCCAUGUGUCAUGGGAACAAUGAGAACAUUGAGCUGCGUGACAGUAUUCGUUUGGCUGGUAUUAAAGGUGUCCAAGGUGUGAUACGUAAAACCGUUUCCGAUGACUUGGUUGAGAAUAUAUGGGAAAAACAGCACAUGGAGAAAAUUGUACCCUCGCUUUUGUUUAAUAUGCAGUCUGGCGAUUUGACCCCGGUGGAAGAUGCUACAGCCGUUACCCCACCUGUUUUGGCCGAGGAGGUGCUGCGUGAAUUGGUUGGUCGUGCUUCAUUUGGACAUAUUCGUAGUGUUUUGAAGCCGCUCUUGAGCCAUUUGGAUCGUCAUGAGCUUUGGGUGCCCAAUACAUUCGCCAUACACACAUUCCGUAUUGUUAUGAUAUCCAUACAGCCACAAUACUCGUACACCGUGGUGGAAACUCUCAUGCAACAUUUAGACAGCAACUUCAAGUCUUCACCCAAGACACGUACAUCCUUGGCUGUGGUCUUGUCGAAAAUCAUCGCUAUUGCUGCUGGUGAAAGUGUUGGACCUUCGGCUUUGGAUAUUAUCAAUAAUUUGCUGACACAUCUGAGGACCAGUGUUAGUACUACAUCGGAAAUUACUCCCGAAGAAUCGCAAUAUCAAGAGGCUCUCAUCAAUGCUUUGGGUGAAUUUGCCAAUCACCACCCGGAUUAUCAGAAAAUCGAAAUUAUGCUCUUUAUUAUGAACACCGUACCGGAUUUGUCGAAGAAAAGCAAAGGCGAUCAAAUGCUGCAGAAUAUUCUCUUGAAAUCCCUGCUGAAAGUGGGUACGCAAUACAGCACUGUGUCCUUUGAAAAGGCAUUCCCGGCCAGUUUCCUACAGCCUUUGUUGAAAAUGGCUCGUGCUCCCCACGAUCCUACGCGUAUUAUUGUUAUGCAAAUUUUCCAGGCUUUGUUGGAUCGUCAUCAGAAUGAGAAAGUUUUGAGUGCGGUUAGCAUAAAACCGUAUGCUGCGCUCUCCCAAGAGACUCCUUCACGCUCGGAUAUUAUUUUCACUCAUAAGUAUGGGGCAAAUAUAAUGCAAGCCUUAAUUGAUAGCAUGGCUCUAUCAGAUAAAUUGGAUUCACUGACUUCAAGUUAUAAUACGGCAGCAUUGCUGAUUGUGGAAAUGGCUUGUGGGGAGACAGUGCAAGAAUUUCUGCUCUUUAUAUUGGGUAUUCAACAAGUGGCCACCACUUCCGAUGAUUUAAGUGUCAUACACAAAUGCUGCCUUAAUAUAAUUGCCAUGGCUUUAUUAACUCUGAUUGCCCGUGUCACUGGCAUCAAUAGUUUGCUCGAAUAUGCGCAAAAGAUCAUCGAAGAUCGCAAACAAGAGGCUACCUACUUUUUGCCUCCCCUUUUGGACUCAAGAAAAUCGAACAAAACCUAUAAUCUAAGUCUACCACAUUUGGCCAUCGACAAGAUGGCUUUGGCCGAGUGUUUACAAAGUGCCGGCAUGGAUUUCAAUCGUUUGCAAACUGGCGUUCCCUAUUCCCUCAAUCAAAUGGAUAAUCCUGGUCAUAGACACUCAUGGGUCGAAUCGGUUAGCAAUACUAUGACUCAACGCAAUAGCUCGGCUGAUUUGACAGCCUAUAAUGGAGAUGCAGAUAGUAUUAGCAGUUCACCGGGUGUCUCAAAGCAUGACGUCAUCCAAAAUCGUCUUAAUGACCUCUUCAAUUCCCUGGCCAUCGACAACAAAACCCCACAGAGUACAACAUCACAAAAUGAGAAGCCCAUAUAUGAAACUAACUUUCCCGAAUUAUUUUACUAUUAAUGCGAAUACACAUACCACAAUUAAAAAUAUUUGAAUAAAAGUAAUAAAUAUUGGC
Messenger RNA from Stomoxys calcitrans (stable fly), 4307 nucleotides. RefSeq names its product protein EFR3 homolog cmp44E (gene stmA). Lineage: Eukaryota; Metazoa; Arthropoda; Insecta; Diptera; Muscidae. Gene Ontology annotation, cellular component: plasma membrane. The record is from RefSeq and is a predicted model, not a curated record. Gene Ontology annotation, biological process: protein localization to plasma membrane.